This is a messenger RNA of Trichoplax adhaerens, 495 nucleotides long. RefSeq lists its product as uncharacterized. Gene Ontology annotation, cellular component: ribosome; mitochondrion. Gene Ontology annotation, biological process: mitochondrial translation. The transcript is spliced from 5 exons. Gene Ontology annotation, molecular function: structural constituent of ribosome. Bases 1 to 495 code for a protein of 164 amino acids. The record is from RefSeq and is a predicted model, not a curated record. NCBI's taxonomy places the organism in Eukaryota, Metazoa, Placozoa, Uniplacotomia, Trichoplacea, Trichoplacidae.
AUGUUGAGCCGUUGGGGUAUAUUAGAUCGUCGAUGGAUAUCAGCGAUACGACAAUUGGCCGGAAAUGGGUGCUCUCUGAAGCCAGUACAAGCGCUAUGGAGCGGAUGGAGUAGACCUAUUUAUACGAGUCCACUGAGCUUGCAAGAUCAACCGCUUCGGGGUCGAGGUCGAAGAACUGAAACGGAUGAAAGCAGAAGAGCAAACACCAGCACGAAUACUACAACAGAAAGUAAACCUGUAUGGGCAUCAUACAGACGAAAUCAUAAAGGCAUGAUUCCACCUCAGAGAAGAGGUAAGGUAGCAUCCAAUCCAUGUCCGAUAUGCCGACAAAAAUCUGGAACCUUGGAUUACACAAAUGUAAACUUUCUGAAGCAAUUCAUUUCACCUUUUACUGGCAAGAUAUAUGAACCAUUCGUAACAGGUUUACUACCUACUCCAAUCCCAUUGAAUUUACCUAUACCCGAACAACCUAUGUCACGGAAUGAUUCGCUAUGA